CGUAUCUUCCAGAUUGAAGCGUUAUAAAAACAUCUCCCACUUGAUAUACACCACCACCACCACAUUACUCGUACUCCGUAUACUCAAACAAUCUCAAAACCAUCACAGUUCAAAUUCAGCCUGACCGGUCCCUCGUCCUUCUCACCUCCCUCAGCUUUUGGCCUCGAACCACCAUCUCCUUUUUUUCCCCUCGAGUCUACUACUACUUUACCUCCAUACCCUUUGCAACAAUGUCCGCCAUCCCACCACCACCCAUCAUCACCAUCAACGCAACCAACACCACAAUUUCAGGUCCAGGGUCAGCGACCUCAUCCUCUGCAGCUGCGGCGGCGCCCCAACCCACCACGUCCUCCUCGCGACCCCAGAAACCGGUGUUGGUCAAGACCUGUUACCUCUGUGACGAACAGAACCCGGGUGACUUCAGCCCCACGACGAAAUACCUCGAACAGUGCCUCUUGUGCAGCCGCCACUUUUGCCCGAUCCACAAGUCCGAACAGUGGGACCAGGUGUGCGACAUCAACCACAGUUCCUACUACCACGAGUGUCUGGAGAGGGCCCGAGCCGAACUCGCCUCCCAAGGGAAAGCUUCCCCCGACGGGACCAACAAACGAGCCCUGGCCGAACAGUUGAUCAACGAAGGGAUAUACCCUAGUUUGGGGGAACGGGAAAAGGCCAUCUUUUCGACGAGCCCGGUCACCGACGACAAAAUCCACGAAAUCGAACAAUUCCGAAGUCUAGAUGCAGCAUUGUCUGGACAACCUGCGAAAAAGGGUGCACCCGUUGAAGAGGUGGAUGUCGUCGGGGCUGACAUUGCCGUGUGAUUGAUAUACUGGGUAGCUGAACCACCUAACAACUUCACCACAUGGACCACAAUGCGUGGGAAGGAUAGGGCUAGAGGGGAGAUGCGGGUGUUCUCAUGUCCUCGGGAAAGAAGUCAAUUUGUACCUCCCCCCCUACCCUCCACAAAGAGUGUGGUGAACUCGAGUACAAAGUGCGGCAAUCGGAAAAGGACGAUCUCGUUGGGAUAAGAAGAAAAAGGGAGCGCGUGGAGACAAGACACAUAUUGCAAACGUUGGAACCAUUCUACCCUUUCGGAAGUCGCUUUGUUUCAAGGACGAGAUGAAGAUAUACCCAUGAGACCUGGAAAUGAUAUGAGUCAAUCAAGACGCAAGAGAAGAGAGACCACGGUUGGAAUUCUACCAUUUUCAAGAUACAUACCCAAGUAUUCAUGUCAACUCGGCUGGUUAAUGGAUGGACGCCAAAAAAAAUAAGCCAAAUCCAGACAGAAACAAAAUAGGACAAAUGAAC
Molecule: messenger RNA, 1308 nt
Organism: Exophiala oligosperma
Lineage: Eukaryota; Fungi; Ascomycota; Eurotiomycetes; Chaetothyriales; Herpotrichiellaceae
Exons: 2
Coding region: 231-821 (196 amino acids)
Source: RefSeq, a predicted model, not a curated record